This is a messenger RNA of Fraxinus pennsylvanica, 2430 nucleotides long. Lineage: Eukaryota; Viridiplantae; Streptophyta; Magnoliopsida; Lamiales; Oleaceae. The record is from the annotation of a GenBank genome assembly.
AUGAAAACAUUUUUUCUUCUCCUGUUCUUUCUUAUUACCUUUGCCUUAAAACCAGAAGGCGUUAAUGGAGUCGAGCGAGUAAUCGGAGCCAUAUCGGAUUGUAACACUCGAGCAGGCAAAGAAGAAAGAGUAGCCAUGUAUAUGGCCAUUCAAGAUUUCAAUAUGCAGCCAAAUCAAACAUUUAUUGUGCUGCGAUUGAAGUGUUCUCAACAUAACAAACCUUCACAGGCAGCUAUUGCAGCCGCGGCCAGCACAUACACACAAAUGAAGGCAGUGGCUAAUAUAAUUCAAUCCUGGGGGUGGCGCCGAGCAAAUGUAAUCUACGAGGACACAGAUUCUGCAGCAAAUGGGAUUAGUCCUUAUCUAUACGGUGCUCUACAAGAAGUUGAUGUCCAAAUAAGCAAUCUUUUAGCCCUCCCUUCUUUUGCUGAUUCCUCUUUGUUGCACAAAGAACUUGGAAAGUUGAAAAAAGAGCAAUGUAGAGUGUUUGUUGUGCAUACUUCUUUAGCACUCGCUACGCGUAUUUUUGGAAAGGCUAACGAAAUGAAGAUGAUGGAGAAUGAAUUUGUAUGGAUCACCACUGAUUCUAUUACAAGUUUGGUGCAUUCCAUGAAUUAUUCAUUAGUUUCCUCUAUGCAAGGUGUGCUAGGAGUGAGGAACUCUUUUCUUGAGACUGGACCUGAUUUCCAUAGUUUCUCCUCAAGAUUUCUUCAAAUAUUCGGCAGGAAUUACCCUGAGGAAAAGCAUCACGAGCCAGGAAUUUUCGCGCUUCAGGCCUAUGAUGCCAUGCGGACAGUGGGAUUAGCAAUUAAUCAAGGCGAUGUCAACAGUGGCCGGAAACUUUUGAAAAGUAUUCUGAAAAUAAAUUUCAACGGAUUAAGUGGGAAAAUCCAGUUUAUGCAGCAAAAAUUAGAGCCUGCGACUCAAUUUCAGAUAAUCAAUAUCAUUGGAAAGGGGUAUAGAGAACUGGGAUUUUGGACUGGUGAAGGAUUCUCCAAUAGUACUGAUGGAGUGUACAGUUCUUCCAUGGAGAGUUUAGGACAUGUUAUUUGGCCUGGAAGUCCAUGGUCUGCUCCAAGAGGAUGGGAUCUUCCAACAACUGAAAAUCCGUUGAGAAUUGGAGUUCCCAAUGGAUCCAUAACAAACAAGUUUGUAGAAGUUGAUUAUGAUCCUUCAACAAAUCAGUACAAUUUUUCGGGUUUUUCUUUGGAUGUGUUCAAUGAAACUGCAAAGCAUUUGAAGUACUCUCUACAAUAUCAAUUCAUUCCUUUUGGAGGAAAAUAUACCGAUUUGGUAAAGAAAGUUCAAUCAAGAGAAUUUGAUGCAGCAGUUGGUGACAUUGCGAUAAUAUCAAAUCGAUGUGAAUACGUAGACUUCACGCAUCCUUAUACCGAGUCAGGACUGGUAAUGGUAGUGCCAAGACUUCUAUCAAAUUCAAGCACAACUUGGCUGUUUGUGAAGCCAUUCACAAAAGCCAUGUGGUUGCUCACAUUAUUCAUUAAUGUCUUUAAUGGAUUCGUCGUAUUAAGUAUUGAGCGAAGUUACCACUCUGAACUAAGAGGACCAGUUCUGAACCAAAUAGGCACUCUACUUUGGUUGGCUUUCGCCACACUGUUCUCAUUACACGGCGAAAAAUUACAUAGCAAUUUAUCACGUAUGACAAUGGUGGUGUGGCUUUUUGUGGCUCUGAUCAUCACACAAAGUUAUACAGCCAGCCUUACCAGCAUGCUCACAGAGCAAAAUCUUGUACCAAAAAUAACAAAUAUUGAGACACUAAAGAGCAAAAACGCGUUGAUUGGCUCCUCGCAGAAAUCCUUUGUCAGGGAAUAUUUGGAGGGUCCUUUAGGCUUUAAAUCAAACAACAUCAGGAAUUUCACAACAGCAGAUGAGCACGAAAAGGCUCUCAGAAGUGGUGCAAUUGCAGCAACCUUUCUUGAAGCUCCCGUGGCUAAACUUUUUGUUGCCAAAUAUUGCAAGAGCUUCACCAUUGCUGGUCCUGCUUACCAAGUUGGAGGAUAUGGAUUUGCAUUUCCGAAGGGAUCCCUUUUACUUCCUGACAUAGACGAAGCAUUACUGAAUGUUCGCGAAAAUGGGGUGCUGAAAGAUUUGGAGGAGAGAUUAAUAGAAUCUGAGCAAUGUGUAGACAUUCAAUCUGACAAUGAAACUGCAAGUCUUAGCCCUCACAACUUUCUUAUACUGUUCAUAUUUACAGGAGGGACAUCAACAACAGCACUUUUAAUCUACUAUUUUCGGGCCACGGACAUAUUCAAGAAUUCCACGGCUCAAUAUGAAGGGAUUUGGUUUACGAUAAUGAUGGUUUUGAACAAGUUGGUAUAUUAUCGAAACAGACUAUCAACAGAAGUAAGAGAUGUUGCUGAUGAAAAUCCCGGGAUUUCUCCAAACAAUUCGCAUUCACGAUCACAAGUCUAG